AGCUAUAAAUUUUUUUACAUAUGGAAAUGGCAAACGAAUUUUAACGAAUUGGAAUGGAGGAAAAGAAACACCAUUAGUACAAUGUACAGCUGCGAUUUUUGCAGGAAUUACGACAUCUACUUUAACAAAUCCUAUAUGGCUUGUGAAGACUAGAAUGCAACUUCAAAGUUCCUCUCUGACUUCACAAAAACCUAUCAAAUAUAAAAAUUCUUUGGAUUGUGUAAUUAAAGUUCUUAGAGAGGAGGGUAUACCGGGAUUAUAUAAAGGGCUAAGUGCUUCAUAUUUGGGUGUAACCGAAAGUACGAUACAUUGGGUUGCCUACGAAUACCUUAAGUCGAAACUUUCGGAACGUAGAAAGAAAGAGCAACUUAUAUCUGGUGAAUCCGUACAACCUUUUUAUUUACGCAUGUUUGAUAACCUGCUUGCCGCAGGUUUAUCUAAAUUCGUGGCAGCUUGCAUUAGUUAUCCUCAUGAAGUCAUACGGACUCGCAUGCGACAACUCCCUGCAGACGGUGUAUCUAAAUAUACUGGAAUUAUUCAAU
Molecule: messenger RNA, 542 nt
Organism: Racocetra persica
Lineage: Eukaryota; Fungi; Glomeromycota; Glomeromycetes; Diversisporales; Gigasporaceae
Source: the annotation of a GenBank genome assembly